AUGGCGGCGGUGGCGGCCUCACGAACUGUUUCUGUGGGUUCUGGUCUGCGGGGCCUGCGACGGACACUGCCUCUUGUAGUGAUUCUUGGGGCCACCGGCACCGGCAAAUCUACCCUGGCGUUGCAGCUAGGUCAGCGGCUCGGUGGCGAGAUCGUCAGCGCUGACUCCAUGCAGGUCUAUGAAGGCUUAGACAUCAUCACCAACAAGGUUUCUGCCCAAGAGCAGAGAAUCUGCCAGCAUCACAUGAUCAGCUUUGUGGAUCCUCUUGUGACAAAUUACACAGUGGUGGACUUCAGGAACAAGGCAACUACUCUGAUUGAAGAUAUAUUUGCUCGAGACAAAAUUCCUAUUGUCGUGGGAGGAACAAAUUAUUACAUUGAGUCUCUGCUCUGGAAGGUUCUUGUCAAUACCAAGCCCCGGGAGAUGAACACUGAGAAAGUGAUUGACUUGAAAGUAGAGCUUGAGAAGGAGGAUGGCCAUGCACUCCACAAACGCCUAAGCCAAGUGGACCCGGAAAUGGCCACCAAGCUGCACCCACAUGACAAGCGCAAAGUGGCCAGGAGCUUGCAAGUAUUUGAAGAAACAGGAAUCUCUCAUAGUGAAUGUCUUCAUCGACAACAUGCAGAGGAAGGUGGUGGUCCCCUUGGAGGCCCUCUGAAGUUCCCUAACCCUUGCAUCCUCUGGCUUCAUGCUGACCAGACAGUUCUAGAUGAGCGCUUGGAUAAGAGGGUAGAUGACAUGCUUGCUGCUGGGCUCGUGGAGGAACUAAGAAAUUUUCACAGGUGCUAUAAUCAGAAGAAAGUAGCUGAAAAUAGCCAGGACUAUCAACAUGGCAUCUUCCAAUCAAUUGGCUUCAAGGAAUUUCACGAGUACCUGACCACUGAAGGAAAAUGCACACCAGAGAUUAGUAACCAGCUCCUAAAGAAAGGUAUUGAGGCUCUGAAACAAGUGACUAAGAGAUAUGCUCGGAAGCAAAACCGAUGGGUUAAAAACCGUUUCUUGAGCAGACCUGGUCCCAGUGUCCCCCCUGUGUAUGGCUUAGAGGUAUCGGAUGUCUCGAAAUGGGAGGAGUCUGUUCUCGAACCUGCUCUUGAAAUUGUGCAAAGUUUCAUCCAGGGCCGUAAGCCUGCAGCCACUCCAAUAAAGAUGCCGUGCAAUGAAACUGAGAACAAGAGAAGUUAUCACGUGUGUGACCUCUGUGAUCGAAUUAUCAUUGGGGACCGAGAAUGGGCAGCACAUACGAAAUCCAAAUCCCACUUGUACCAACUGAAGAAAAGAAGAAGAUUGGACUCAGAUGCUGUCACCACCUUAGGAAGUCAGAGUAUUUCCCCAGAGCGUGACAAAGAGCUUAAAGAGAAAGGGUCCUCAGGGCGGAAUGAUCAAGAGCUGAAAUCCAGCAUUUAAGAGCCAUGUCCGGUGGCCUUUGCAAAGAUGGAAGGAGAAUAUCCAGUUCAAUAGGGAGGGGUAUGUGUGUCUCCCAGUCUGGGCCGAGCACUGCUACACAGAAAACUACCGCCAUUUUCUUCUAUUCAGAUGAUGUGGUCUUAAAGUCUUAUGUUCUCUGUCAUGGGAACAGCAGGUCUUGUCAGCUUCUUUUGUGAGUGAUCACUGACUGUUGAGUUAAAAUCUAUAUUUUUAUUGAAAGUUAAAUAAAGAAAAAGUUUAUAAGAUCCUCUUUGGUCAUAUAUACAUACAUACAUACAUACAUACAUAUAUAUAUAUAUAUAUAUAUACAUACACACACAC
Molecule: messenger RNA, 1746 nt
Organism: Trichechus manatus latirostris (Florida manatee)
Lineage: Eukaryota; Metazoa; Chordata; Mammalia; Sirenia; Trichechidae
Gene: TRIT1
Product: tRNA isopentenyltransferase 1
Exons: 11
Coding region: 1-1404 (467 amino acids)
Biological process (GO): tRNA modification
Cellular component (GO): mitochondrion
Molecular function (GO): ATP binding; tRNA dimethylallyltransferase activity
Source: RefSeq, a predicted model, not a curated record